AUGAGCGCACCGACGUCGCGUUCUUCUACUGCCGCUGGCGGCGAGCUGGCUCCAUUUGUUUUAGAUUUUGACGUGAAGAGGUCGGUGUCUGGAAUUCCAGCCAUUGACAGGGACGAUGUUGUGUAUCUCGCAAAUGUCACCGUCGGCGGACAACCGUUCUUGGUACAGCUCGACACGGGUUCGGCGGAUUUCUGGAUACAUAAGCGAGAGGGCAUGCAGGUGUCGAAACAAACGGAACAGCGCGUGAAGAUCGAGUAUGGGACAGGAUGGGUGUCCGGAAAUAUCGCGUUUGCACCGUUCACAGUGGGCGAUUUCCAGGUUCCAAGUCAAGCUUUUAUCAAUGUCGAUGCCUCCGCCGACCUUGAUGAUCUAGACGGAAUCUGGGGCCUCGGUUUCGACCGAGCGUCCAACAUCCACUCUGCGUCCUCGUCUUCACUUACAUCUCAUAGCCCAGACUCAUCGACGCUCACUCCGCUCACGAAUAUCUUCGCCCAGACGCCCAUGACACCGAAUGUUCUCACCCUCGACCUUUCCCGGUCAGCCUCAGGCGACGCAUCGUCCUCUUCCUCUGGUACAUUCACAAUCGGCCCGUACAUGCCUGCAGCACGCUUCGAGGGCGUGCCGCAUGUGCCUGUAGCCGAGACGAGCGGAGGGUGGGAGGUCGCGCUGGACGGGAUGCGCGUGAACGGGCAGCCGUUCGAUCUAAACACGUCUAUGUCGGCUCUGGCUACUGCGGUCAAGAAGAGGUGGCGGUGGGACAAAAGGCAGGGACAAGGAGGACAAAAUAUCAAUGUACUGUUGGAUAGCGGGACGAGCUUCGCGCUCGUGGACGACGCCGCGGCGGACUUUAUCUAUGGGGGGAUGCAGGGCGCGAAGAGCUGUGUGAUCGACGGGGGGAAGUACUGGUUCGUGCCGUGUCUUGCCACCGCGAACGUGUCGUUUGGAUUCGGCGGUCGGUUCUUUUCCGUCCACCCGCUGGACCUGACGCUCGUCAUGGACGCGGAGGACCUCGACGGCGAGCCGCGCACGGUCUGUGCGGGCGUGUUCACGGGCAAGUCUUCGGCGCCUGACAUCCGCGACGAGCCACUCUGGGUCCUCGGCGACGCGUUCAUGCGCAACGUCCUCACCGCGUUUCAUUUCGGCCGGGAGACGCUCGAGGGCGGGUUCGAUGGCGCGCCGACGGUGCAGAUGGCGUCCAAAACGGACCAGGCAGCCGUGGCGACCGAGUUUAGGCGCGCGCGAUGGGAGGCGUUGAGGGGCCGGCCGAAGAUGAUGGACCCAGUGGAUGUGGAUUGUGCGAAUGUCCCGCAUCCGUAA
Molecule: messenger RNA, 1317 nt
Organism: Heterobasidion irregulare TC 32-1
Lineage: Eukaryota; Fungi; Basidiomycota; Agaricomycetes; Russulales; Bondarzewiaceae
Product: aspartic peptidase
Exons: 7
Coding region: 1-1317 (438 amino acids)
Biological process (GO): proteolysis
Molecular function (GO): aspartic-type endopeptidase activity
Source: RefSeq, a predicted model, not a curated record